Molecule: messenger RNA, 822 nt
Organism: Phaedon cochleariae (mustard beetle)
Lineage: Eukaryota; Metazoa; Arthropoda; Insecta; Coleoptera; Chrysomelidae
Source: the annotation of a GenBank genome assembly
AUGAAAAGGAUCAACAAAAACAAAAAACGCAACGAAGAUUCUCCAACUUUGUCCAUUUUGAGGAAAGGAGGUAAUGCAGUGGACGCAGCCAUAGCAGCAUUAUUUUGCGAAGGAGUAGCUAUGCCGGAAUGCAUGGGAUUAGGAGGUGGAUUUCUGUUGACCAUGUACAACAAGACCACUGGAGAAGUUUGGUCACUGAAUGCCAGAGAAGCUGCACCUAGGUUAGCUACCGAGGACAUGUUCGUGGGACAACCAGCCAAUGCUUCGUGGCGAGGUGGAAGAGCUGCAGCUGUUCCAGGUGAACUUCGUGGAUACUGGCAUCUUUAUAAAAGAUUUGGAGGUGGUGUACCCUGGAGAGAAUUAGUGCAGCCCACAAUAGAUCUAUGUAAUAAUGGAAUUUACGUCACGAAAAUAUUAGCUCAUCGUUUCAUGAUAAGGAAACAACUUCUCUAUAAGGAUUUGACUCUGAGAUAUGCUACGAAAGAACUAGUCAUUCGCAAGUCCAUCAAACUCAAUGGAAAAAACAUAUAUAUCGCACAGGAUCUAAGCAGAGAAGAUAGAGAUGAUCAGAAAAUAUUGCUGAAACAUCGAAAUGAUGCCAGAGCAAAGAAACUGAAUGCUGAAAUUGAAGGCACAACUUCGAAUAUUAACGGAGACUCUCAUACUGUUGAUCAGUUGAAGGACUUCGGCAAAGAAGAAGUUGAGGAGGAGAAGAGAGUUGUUUUACCUGAAUCACGAAAUUUGAAAUCGACAAGUGCACCAGAAACUUCCAACGACUUAUAUUUACAAGACGAGGCAAGAGCCUUGGAAUUGAUGAAUUGA